Messenger RNA from Rhodofomes roseus, 749 nucleotides. RefSeq lists its product as uncharacterized. The coding region runs from base 125 to 538 and encodes 137 amino acids. The transcript has 7 exons. Lineage: Eukaryota; Fungi; Basidiomycota; Agaricomycetes; Polyporales; Fomitopsidaceae. The record is from RefSeq and is a predicted model, not a curated record.
CGACUCCAAAUUAUUGCCUAGCAGCAUGACCACGACUCCUCUAUCAUCCCAGACCCCUUCGUACAAAUGGGUCGCGCCAGUUGUACCCUUGACAUUGACUGUCUUGGCUUGACCGUACGACAGGAUGUCAAAGAAAUACCGAACAGAUGAUCAACAUCAAGAUCAUGGUGUUCUGCGCCGUUUUGGCCUUAAGAGCAGCGCACAGGCAGAUCACAGGCCAACUCGACGCUUUGAAGAGGUACCCUCAUCUAUGGCGACCACCCAAGUGACGCAGAAUGAGAUUAUAAACUUACAGAAUACAUUCGCAACUAAUUGCUGUUAUAUAGCCAGCAUUGUGCUAUACGUGUACGAUCGCGCAACUACGGUUGGACAAGAAAUCGAAGUCGUAUGGCUGCGCAAAAAGACGCUCGUCAUUGCGCUGUAUACGUGCAUGCAUAUAUUCGCCCUUGCUUCGUUAUUCAUCGCAACGUUGCUCGCGCUGUAUUCUGGGCCUUGUGAAGUACGCAUCCACGAUCAUGCUCCGUAUAACGCGCACUGACAAGCUACAAGUCGUAUGUACUCGCUGAUCCAGGUUCGCUGCUGAUACUUGCGGCUGAUCAAUGUUUGACUUAGAGCAUAUUCCAUAUACAUAUUAUACGUCGCCAUAGGAGCAGCGCAGUACUUUACCCUCGGACUGAUUGCAGCAUUACGCGCGCUGGCCAUCGACAGUCGAGAGUGGCGGAUCCCUUUGGUCAUUGUGUCGCUCUCUC